CUUUUAAUAGUAGAAUGUGACCCAUUUCGGCGUUUUGCAAUUUGCUUAAUAGUGAGAAGCGGUUCCAAGUUGCAGUUAAUCCUUUUGAGAACGAACAUCUAUGGACUAUGGCGAGCAGUGAAACCUCCAGCAUGAGUGGAGUCCCGUCGUUAGUCAAUCUGUGCUUGGGCGUUGUCAAACAUGAUCUCCUUCGCGGUGAUAAUUCUAAUCUCCUCUCCGGCGUUUAUCAUCUUUCAUCGGACUUGUUUGAUCGCCUGUUGCCGCUGUUACCUCCGUUGGCUUUGCAACUACUGCAAGAGCAACUGCCACUUGAUUUUUGGGACGAUCACAUAUGUUCUCCUGAUAGCUAUGAUUUUCCAAGAAAAAAGAGAAGAUGCGUGAUUUUUGAAAGUGCUUGGGAGACUUUGUAUAAAGCACGUUGGCCUGAUUGUGGCCACAAGAAUAGGAAAUUGCAGUUGUGUUCAUUCCACGACUUGAUGAAAAGAAGGGAAACAAAGCAUGAUUUCAUUCAUGACUGGCAGCAGAUGUACUGGGAGACACAUCUACAAAAUUGCCUGGAUGCAGCUACAGAGAUAGCUUCAUUCCCAUCUUUUGAAGGUCACAUUGGUGAAACUAAAGUUCCUGAUUCUAUACUGGAGUAUAUUGGUUAUAGGGAACAGUUUCCUGACUUAUCCUAUGACCCCUCAAAGUUCUCGUAUCACUGCCAACAAUUUGGAUCAUAUGCCAGUUGUCUGAGGCUGGCAGAUGUGCUUUGUGUUGCAGAAACCUGUCAUUUAUUAAGAAAUGCUAAGUUGGAGUGUUUGGAUUUAAGGUGGAUAAAAUCUCAAAGUGAAGAUGAUGUUGACGGCCUAUGUAAACUUUUGAAUCAGAAUAGGGGGACAUUGAAUUCAAUAAAAUUUAUGUUUUGCAAGUUUUCUACAUCAUCUCUGAAUGCAAUUUGUAGCUCGCUAUGCUUUGAUGGUCUUCAAACUCACCAUGUGCAGCACUUCUCUAUUAAGACAUCAAGGUUUUUAGAUAACAAUGGAUCUCUUCUGCCUAGUGGACUGCUGCUUUUUUUAUCAUCAGGGAGGUCCUUGUCUUCAUUAAGCUUCUCUGAUAACAACCUUAAUAAAAACUGCGCAAGAAUGAUCUUGAACACACUCCUCAAUGCCUCGUCUAGCAUACAUGUCCUAGAUCUCUCAGAAAACAAUAUUAAUGGGUGGCUUUCUCAUAUAAAAUGGCAAUCCACAAGUAACAUGCACUUACCUUCUGGAAUAUCCAAUUCAUUGAAGUCAAUACGUGUACUGAAUUUGAGGAACAAUAUUCUACAAAAGGAUGAUGUGGAUUGUCUCAGAUAUGCACAAAUCUACAUGCCUAAUUUGGAGAGUCUUGAUUUAAGUGACAAUCCCAUUGAGGAUGAUGGAGUCAGGAGUUUGAUUACUUAUCUUGAGUAUUCAUGUAAGAUUGUUGAGUUGAGAUUGGAAAACUGUGAGCUUACCGGCCAUGGGGUGAAGUGUCUUUUAGAAUGUCUCUCUGUUUUGGAGAAACCACCAACCUCUCUUUCAAUUGGUAGCAAUUAUCUUGGCAGUGAGAUAGGAGCAUCAAUAGGGAAAUUUAUGAGCAAAGGAAUUCUAUCUCUUGACAUUGAUGACAUUGGGCUUGGUUCUUCUGGCUUCUCAAAAGCUCAAGAAGAGAUAGUGGAAGACUUGAAGAUUAUCUGCAUCAACAUAAGCAAGAAUCGUGGUGGCAUUGAUACUGCAAAGUUUAUAUCAAAGCUUUUUUCAUAUGCUCCGGAGCUUGUAGCCAUUAAUGCUGAGUUUAACCUUAUGCCAGCUGAAUCCUUGGCAAUCAUAGGGUCUGGCCUAGCUGCAAAUGGGAAACUAGAGCUCUUGGACUUGAGUGGAAACGCAUCAUGUGAAAACUCUGCUGAUGCUUCUGUGCUGAGUAAAUAUGAAAUCAAUGGGAAAUUAGUUAUUAUUGACUUGCCAUCUUCAGCACCAAAUGUACCUUACGACGAUGAUCCAUAGUUGCUUAGAUCUUGGGUUUGUGCUAAAAUUCAAGGUUGGUGGACAGAUCAUAAGGGAAUACAAAAACUCUUGCAACAACAAACGUUUUCCUCAAAAACACAUCUUUAAUUGUGUUCACCGCACUGCUUCAAUUACCUUUUGUAUGCUCUUAGUUCACUUUAUAAAUUGACUCUGUCCAAAAACAGGCCUUGUUUUCUGAAUUUUCAAAUGAGCAUAUAUAGUCCUAUAUUUCCAGCUAA
Ipomoea nil (Japanese morning glory) is the source of this 2245-nucleotide messenger RNA. RefSeq lists its product as uncharacterized. Bases 108 to 2006 code for a protein of 632 amino acids. Lineage: Eukaryota; Viridiplantae; Streptophyta; Magnoliopsida; Solanales; Convolvulaceae. The transcript has 16 exons. The record is from RefSeq and is a predicted model, not a curated record. Gene Ontology annotation, molecular function: protein binding.